AAAAAUGGCGGCACUGCUACUGCAGGAGUUAGAGGGCGCUGAGUUAGCAAAGCUACCAAAAGCCCUGCAGAACAAACUGGAAAGGAUACUUUCGGAUCAACAGUACGUGAUCGACUCACUCAAAGCACAGCAGGAGCAGUUCCGUGUGGACAGCGAGCAACAAUUCUUUGAAAAAGUGAAACAACUUGCCCAGUCUCAGGAGGAUUUUCUAUCGAGGACUCAGGAGCACGUUACACUCAAAGGGGAGUUUGCCAAACUCGAGGAGGAACUGAGAAGCUUGCGCGAGAAGAACAGGGAAUAUGAGUCUGCACAGGAGAAGUUUUCCUCGGAGCAGACUUUGCUCUCAAAAGCCAAAGAGGAACUGGAAGGAGAAAAGCGUGAACUUGUGCGGACACUUGAUAGGAGAUCUUCAGAGAUAGAGAAUUUAAAUGAUGACGUGAGGAAGCUCAGUGACAAACUGAUGGAGGUCAGUACCUCUAAGAUGGCCCUGCAGGUGAAGUUAAAUGAGCUUGAAGCAGCUGAAGUCAACAUUAAAUACAAAGAGAAGCGCUUGGGACAAGAGAGAGAGCUACUUCAAGGCCAGAUUUCUUGGCUGAAUGGUGAGCUUAAGUCCAAGAGUGAAGAGCUACUUUCCUUGUCCCGACAAAAGGGCAAGGAGGUCAUGGAGCUGAAAUUCACCUUGGAGAAUAAAGAAGAUGAGUUGAAUAAAUUCCAAGAGCAAGUGGCCAGUUUGAAGACUUCAAAUGAGCAUCUUCAGAAACAAAAUGAAGACCUGAUCAGCAAACUGAAAGAAGCUAAGGAGCAAAACACCACAAUGAAAGAGAAGUUCCAAGAUGAACUGAAUGCCAACGUAAAGCUUUUCAACUUAUACAAGAAAGAAGCAGCUGAUUCUGAGGCAAAAAGUGAGGACCUGAGUCGCGCAGUGGCGGAGCUGGAUAAGAUGCUAAAAGAUGCUGGAGAAACCAUCGGAACUCUUGAAGUGAAGUUGCAGGAAAUGAAAAGAACCACAGACAAACAUGCUGCAGAGUUAAAGGAAAGGAUCGAGAGCCUUGAGAAAGAACUGGAAAAUGCCAAUGAACUCUCCAACUUGAAACUUAGAGGUCCCGUUGGCUCUGUAUUGACAGAGGAGCAAAUGACAACAUCCCCGACAGCAGCUGCUAUAGCUAAGAUUAAACCUGGAAUGAAGCUGACAGAGUUGUACACAGCAUAUGUGAACAGCCAAGAGCAGCUGCAGCUGGAGCGACUGGAGAGCAAGCGAAUCAACAAGUAUCUGGAUGACAUUGUGCAGGAAGUUGAAACAAAAGCUCCCAUACUCAAAAGGCAAAGAGACGAGCAUGAGCGUAUGCAGAAGUCUGUGGCCAGUCUUUCUGCUAAGCUGGAGCAAGCGAUUAAGGAGGUGCACCGUCUGCAGAAUGAGGCUGAUGAGGCCAACAAACGAUCCUCUUUUCUGGAGAGGGAGAACCAAAGGUGUGAACUUCAGCUAGGUGACCUGGCUAAGCAGGUCCGUGUGCUGCUGAUAGAGUUGGAGGAGGCACGUGGAAAUCACGUGGUCCAUGAGGACGAAGUCAGUUCUGCUGAUGUUAGCAGCACAUCUGAGGUGAUCAGCCAACACCUGGUAACCUUUCGCAGUGUGGUGGAGCUUCAAGAGCAGAACCAGCGUCUUCUGGUCACUCUCCGGGAGCUCAGUGACACACAAGAGAAAGAGGAGAUCGCAUGCAAGAUGCCUGAAGAGCUGGAGCAGAGUUUGGAAAAAGCCCAGUCUGAGUUGGAGUUGCUGAAGCAACAACGUAGCCAGCAGAUUAAGAUGACAGAGUCCAUUGUGAAGCAGAGAGACGUAUACCGUAUGCUUCUGGCUCAGGCGACUGGAAUCAGCUUCCCACAAGGUACCCCACCUGAGGAGAUCUCACUUUCCUCUACACCACUACGUUCACCUGCAGCCACUCCAACUACAGCGACGCCCACUGCACUGGUCUCCAUGACUCCAGAAUCUCAUGAGGGACUGGAGGCAAAGGCGGCUUUACGACAGUUGCAGGAAGUGUUCUCCACCUAUAAAACGGAGCGCAUGGACAGUGAUAAAGCAAUGACCCAGCAGAAUGAGAAGCUGCAGGAGCAGCUUGUUGACCUUCGGUCCCAGAAUGCAAAGCUGUCCACCCAGUUAGAAUUUGCCUCCAAGAGGUAUGAGAUGUUACAGGACAAUGUUGAAGGCUACAGAAAAGAGAUCGCCACCCUCAGAGAGAAAGGACAGAAAAUGGCCACUGCCACACAAAAGCUUGAACAGACCAUUCACACCCUGAAUGAGGAUCUGAGAGCUGCCAAGGAAAAACUGACAAUGGCCGAGGGAUGUGCAGAAAACUUGCGUAAAGAAAGAGACAUGCUGAAACUUGUGGAGUCCAGGCUGAAUCAGGAAAAAGAGACUUUCCUUAGCCAACAACAGAGCCAAAGCCUAUUGCUGACCAACCUCCAGGCUAUUCAGGCCACUCUUGAGCGUUCAGAGACUGAUACACGUCAGCGUCUCAAGGGUCAGCUGGAAAAGCAGGAGCGUGAGAUCUCACAGCUUCAGAAGAGGCUUGAGACUGAAGUGGAACAGCGCCAUCUGCUCACCCGAAACCAUGAGAUUCAGUUAAUGGAUGCAAAGAGGCAGCUGGAGACACAAGUGGCCUCACACCAGAAAACUAAAGAGCUGCUGAAUGCUGCAGAAUUGGAGCUCAACGCCUUGAGAGUGCAGCAAGGCAGCAUUCAAGGACGUCACAGCCUGAGUUCACCAUCUACGCCCAUCAUGAGAGGUCUCCAGGGUUCUGAUCAAGACCGAGAGGUACUACAAGGUCGUGUGCAGGUGGCUGAAACCCGAGUGGAGGAGUUGGUAGAAAGCCUCAAAGCAACCACAUCCACCAUGGAGCAGUACAGAGCCAUGGCUCAGAGCCUCGAGGAGUCCCUGGACAAAGAGAAGCAGGUAACGGAACAGGCGCGAUUAUCCAUUCAAAUGCGUCUGGAGGCAGCCGAGGAGCAACACAGGAAGCUGCAAGAAAAGGUUCUGGAAGCAGACAAAGAAAAACAAAACUUGGAAGAGCAGAAGAAUGCAGCCAUUGGCUCUCUGGAAGAACAGAUAAAGAGUCUUAACAGAAACCUCAGCAAUGCCCAGGCUGAGCACCAGGCAAUGCUGCAGCAACUGGCUGUAGCUGAAGCUCAGCAGCAACAGGCAUCACAGGACAGCCAGGAGCAGGCUAAACUGGCUGCUGAAGCUCAAAACAAGUAUGAACGGGAAAUGAUACUGCAUGCUGCUGAUGUGGAAGCCCUGCAGGCUGCGAAAGCUCAGGCCCUUCAGGCUGUUGAGUUCAGACACCAGCUGGAGGAGAGAGCUGAGAGGGUCAACGCUGAGUUACUGAUGGCAAAAAUCUCAUGGGAGGAGCAGGAAAAGAUCCUGAAGGAGGAGAAGUCAAAGGUGGAAAGCAGUUUUGAAGACCUGCAGAGGCAGAAUACCCUCCUGCAUGAGCAAAUCCAGGCAAUGAGCAGCAAAAUGGCUAAGAAUUUGCAGCGUGCGGCCAACGAGAAAUCCGUGAACAUCUCUCUGAUUGAAGAGGGCAAAUCUCAGGACCAGCUCCUCGAGAUUCUCAGAUUUGUACGUCAGGAAAAGGAAGUUGUUGAAUCCCGUUUUGAGGUCGUCCAAGGGGAGUGUUUGCGUUACCGUUUGAGAAUGGAGCACCUGGAACGAGAGUUGAAGGAGUCCCAAGAUAAUCUGAGUGCUGCAAAGGAGAGAAUGCAGGUGACUGCAAAGACCCUUGCUCAGCACGACGAGCUUAUGAAGAAGACGGAAACAAUGAAUAUCCUCAUGGAGACCAACAAGAUGUUGAGAGAGGAGAAAGACAAGAUGGAGCAAGAACUGCAACAAACUCAGGCUAAGGUUCAAAAACUAGAGUCGGACAUCUUGCCAUUGCAGCAGGCUAACACCGAGCUGAGUGAGAAAAGUGGCAUGUUGCAGGCUGACAAGAAACUGCUGGAAGAGGAUAUCAAGAGGUGGAAGGCUCGGACUCAGCAUUUGGUGAGUCGACAGAAAGACUCUGAUCCAGACGAGUACAAGCGUCUGCAUUCUGAAAAGGAAGCACAUGUCAAACGCAUCCAGCAGCUCACUGAGGAGGGCUCCAGAAUUAAAGCAGAUAUGGCAAGAGCAAAUAAUCUUACAACAUCCCUGCAAAACCAAAUUCAAAACUUGCGUGACAAUAUGACUAAGAUGACUGAUGAGAGGAAUGACCUGAAGAGGGAACUGGAGACCAAGAAUCAGGAGCUCCAGGAGAAAGUAAAGACUAUCACCCAGGUGAAGAAGAUUGGACGGCGCUACAAGACUCAGUAUGAUGAGCUCAAGUUGGAACAUGAUAAACUUGUUGCUGGGGCUGCAGCAGGCCCUUCCCAAGAAGAAGAAGCUCAUAUGGCCUCAGUUCAGGAGCUAACUCGCCUGCGAGAUUCUCUGGGUCAGGCAGAAGCCAGGGCCAGAGAGCUGGAAGCACAGCUGGACAGCGUCAACAUGGUGGUCACAGAGCGUGAAACCGAGUUGCGAAAUACCCAGGAACAGACAUCCAGAGUGCAAACGGAGCUCAACAGGGUGAGACAGGAGCUCCAGGACAAGACUUCUCAGGAGGAUACGCUGAGACAGCAGGCGGCAGACAGAGAGGAGAAGACACGGAAAGCUCUUGUUUUAGCAAAGCAGAAGAUCAACCAGCUCAUGGGUGCCAAAGACCAGCUGCAGAAGGAAAAUGAGGAACUGAAGCAGCAGCGCGACGAGCUUGAGGUACGAGUGAGUGCUCUCAAGUCUCAAUACGAGGGUCGUCUGAGUCGACAGGAGAGGGAACUCAGAGACCUGCGAGGUCACCAGGAGAGACAGGAGCAGAGAGAUGAGCCACCCGAGGCAGGCCCGAGCAAGACUCAAGAGCAGCAGAGAAGUACAGAACCAAGGCAGAUCAGUCUGAAGACUACCCCAGUUGUGGACAGAGGAAGCACGAGCACGUCUGAGCCUCCAACUGCCAACAUCAAGCCAACCCCAGUAGUUGCUUCAGCCAGUAAGCAGCCUGUCAACCCUGGGAACAAACCUACUCCAAGAGCCAGCAUCAGGCCUAUGAUCACCCCAGCCACUGUGCCCACUCCAACACCCACGGCUACAGUCAUGCCAACCACACAGGUGGAGACCCAGGACGCCAUGCAGUCCACCGAGGGCCCACCGGUGGAGCACGUCACCGUGUACGGCAGCGCCAGCGGCUCAGUGCGCUCCGCCAGCCCCAAUGUCCAGACCACUUUAGCCAGUCCCAUGCUGACCGUGCAGCAGACCCAGACCCAGGCUACAGCGUUUGUUCAGCCCACGCAGCAGCAGAAUGUGACCCACUCAGAACCAACCAAUCAGGAUCCUCCACCUGUGGUAAUCGAGGCCCCUAGCUCUCAGGUGGAAUGGCCUUCAACUUCCUCCACCUCCUCUGUGUUUGGCACUGUUUCAGCAACACCUGGAACCUCAACAAUGUCGAAGAGGCCUCGUGAGGAGGAAGAGAGCGGCACGGUGGUCACUGACACGGAGACGAGCCAAGAAGACACCUCCAGGGCUCCCAUACCGAAGAAGCUGCGCAUCAUCCAGAGAGUGGGUCCAGGGGAGGAGGUGCUCGCUGAGGACAGUGCUGAGGCUGAGGGGGUGGUGCCAACUGACAGCCAAGAUGGUGCAGAAGUAAGCCAGGUGGAAGAUUUCCCACCACUGGAAGAAGGAAUCGAAAGCCCCUCUUCAGAGACGCCUGCGGACUAUGAGACAGAGAGUGACACUCCGGAGCCGAUCCAACAGGAAGUAAUCGUCAUAAUAACAGACUCAGAGAGUGAAGAUGACCAAGAAGAGGAGGAGGAGGAAGAAGAGGAACAAGACUAUGAGGAUGAAGAAGAGGAAGAGGAAGAAGAGGACGACGACGACGAAGAAGAUGAGGAAGAGGAUGACGGUGGGAUGGGCGAGGAAGGAGAGGACAGCAAUGAGGGCAGUGGAGACAGAACCCAGGCGUACGAAGGAGACCAAACGGAGGGAGCUGAUGUAAUAGACCAAGGAACCGAGACAGAAGAAAGUUUGGGGGCGUCCGACUCCACCCAGAGGCUAGCGGAAUCGCAGACACCCAGCUUUGAGGGUACAACAAUGGAGUCAUUCUCUGGAGACCAGAUGAUCUCCAGUUCUGGUGCUCGCAUGCCCCAGUCGCCACGGAGACUAAUGCAUCAGCUGCCUCCCCGCUUGAACAUCCACCCUGCUCCAACCCCAGAACUUGGGCCACCUGCUCAAGUCCAGCGUAUCCCUGUUCGCCGCCAGUCAGUGGGCCGACUUACUCCUGGGGUGCCGGGCAGUGCUCAGCACUUCUUUGACGAGGAUGACAGGAUGGUUCCCAGCACUCCUACUCUGGUGGUUCCUCACCGCUCCGAUGGCUUUGACCAGGCCAUUCAUUCUCCCCAAGUGGCUGGCGUCCCUCGCUUCAGAUUUGGUCCUUCAGACGACAUGCCCCAGACCAGUUCAUCCUCGCACUCUGAUCUGGGACAGCUUGCAUCACAAGGAGGUCUGGGGAUGUAUGAAAGUCCCCUUUUCUUAGCAACGCACGAAGAGGAGUCUGGUGGACGCAGCGUUCCCACCACACCUCUGCAGGUUGCUGCACCAGUAACCAUGUUCUCAGAGGUCGCUCAGUCCGAUGCGACGGAGCACGCCUCCCAGUCGGUUCCGAUGGUGAGCACAUCCACGCCCAGCCUGGUUGUGCCAGGAUCCGCUGGUGCAGGGGAGGAGAGAGAUAACAUUUCCCUGGAGCCAGACUCUGACCGGGGGGGCGCUGAAGGUUCGGUGGAUUCUGUGGCGUCACAGGGAGAUAUGGAGGAGUCAAGUCAGCCGUCUGACAAGGCCAACCUCCCUUCCACCAGCCAGGAGCCUUCCUCCAGCUCUGCAGACACAAGCAGUGCUCCAGCUAAAAUUUCUCGACCGGCACCCAGCAGACAGCUGCAGCGCUGGCCAGACAGCCGCGGUCGCAUGAAGAGAGGAGGUCAAGCUUUUCCCUCUCGGGGAUUCUAUGGAAGAAGAUUUGCAAGAUGAAUCAUUGAGAAAGAAAUUACCACUACAUUGGAUACUCAUUCCCCAAGAAAGGUGUUAAUCAUUUCACAAUUGUUCGGUGUUGUGAUGUUUCUCAUUUAACUGUUUUUGUUUCACUUUUUUUUUAUGUUCGAAAUUGUGCUGAAGUUGUUUGAAGAAUAAAGCUGAUUCAAAACGAC
Molecule: messenger RNA, 7251 nt
Organism: Salarias fasciatus (jewelled blenny)
Lineage: Eukaryota; Metazoa; Chordata; Actinopteri; Blenniiformes; Blenniidae
Gene: tprb
Product: translocated promoter region b, nuclear basket protein
Exons: 51
Coding region: 5-7075 (2356 amino acids)
Biological process (GO): mRNA export from nucleus; protein import into nucleus; regulation of mitotic spindle assembly
Cellular component (GO): nuclear pore
Molecular function (GO): structural constituent of nuclear pore
Source: RefSeq, a predicted model, not a curated record